Molecule: messenger RNA, 3000 nt
Organism: Carassius auratus (goldfish)
Lineage: Eukaryota; Metazoa; Chordata; Actinopteri; Cypriniformes; Cyprinidae
Product: UDP-GlcNAc:betaGal beta-1,3-N-acetylglucosaminyltransferase 7-like
Exons: 1
Coding region: 1420-2619 (399 amino acids)
Biological process (GO): protein O-linked glycosylation; poly-N-acetyllactosamine biosynthetic process
Cellular component (GO): Golgi membrane
Molecular function (GO): UDP-glycosyltransferase activity; hexosyltransferase activity
Source: RefSeq, a predicted model, not a curated record
GUGAAUAUGAUGUUGUACUGGGUCCAGCCUCUACUGAUGAUGAUAUCCGUAAAAUUAUUAAUGCGCUCAGUUUACUCAAAAACAAAUAAGAAGGAAAAGAAAAAGAAAAAAACAAGGGGGUUUGUCAUUCUGAACAUUAUAUCAUUUGCUAGCAGUGGGCAUUGUAAUCAAGCUUCAACGUUUAACUUCUCACAUCAUGGAAAGUCCACUGGCAAAGGAGAAUGUUAACAGGCUUUAACAGCAUUAAUAAGCUAUCAUGUGGAACCCCUGCUAGAAAAUGAUGAUUGUGUUCUCAGGAGCAAACUAGUCAUUCAUGUUUAGAAUCCAAAUGGAACUCAGUUGUCCUACCAGAGAGUAGGACCACAUAACCAGCUAGGCAGACCAUCAGUAAAGCUGGAUGGGGCUGAUUAAAGUAGAAUCAUUUUUGUUCACAGAUUAAACAUUAAAGUGUAUGACUUUUAAUAGAAAAAAUAUGCUCUUAAAACAUACAAGUACUUUGUAUAGUGCGGAAACUUGUUAAUGAUGUUAAUGACUAAUAUUAUCAAUAAAAUAUGCUUACAUUUGGUAGGACAAUCUAUAUCUAUGAUAUGCAAUACUGCAGUUUGGUUCUCAACCCUUAACAGGAAGUGCCCCCAAUACUGCACAUUUUGUAUGUCUCCCUAAUAUCUGACACACCAGCUUCAGGUCUUGCGGUCUCCACUAAAGAACUGAUGAGUUGAAUCAUGUGGAAUAGAUGAGAGAUAAAGAAAAUGUGCAGGGCUGAGGGGGGGUACUCCAGGACAGGUUUGAGAACCGCUUCAAUACUGCGAAUGCUGACAAUCAUUGAGGGACGCUACCACUAUGAACCACACGGGGGCGCUACAUACUAAAAUUAUGAGUUAAGUGCUAAUCAGCUCCUUGACGUCUUCUGGCAUCCUCUUGAGUGUGCUUGUGGAAGGGCCGUGAAAAGUGGGCUACAAACCUCUAAAAAGACGAGAGGUUUACUGAACUCCAAUAUUUACAUACAGUGAAAGUACACUAAGUAGUUCUCAUUCAGACUUUUCUUGGGGACCCCCAUUUAUUAGGCUUGCACAGCUGUCGUGUGUAAUCAGAGAGCCUGUAGCAGGUAGGUGCCGUGAAGGUGGAGGAGGGCAGGCGACCGCUUGUUUUACAGGAUGACUGCCUCCUAUUUUCAGCAGUUCAGCGACGGAACUUGAAGGGAGAAGAACCUGUUGCAACAAUAUAUGACGGGACAACGGACUUAAACUUCGUCUGCCAGGAAAAAGGUGAAGAAGACGGAUUUUCAGCUUUAUCACAAUGUUUGUUUAUGGACUAUUCGCUCUUUUUUAUGUUUUCAUAACACUUGGAAAAUUAAUUGGAGCGGACCCGGCUGACUUUUCAUGACAAAUCCGCUACUACUAUCUAAGGAGCGCGUGCACAAUGGAACUCUUCUUUCGAAAGAAAAAGAAUCUAAGAACCGCGGUCAGCCUGACUUUGGUUUUUGCCACUAUACUGAUGCUUAAUAAGUUAAUAAGGGUGGACACGAAUUUUAAAGAUACCAAAGUCGACGUGAAACGCAAAUGGUGUGGCCCCACAUGUAAAAGCAUAAAGGCCGUUGAAAUUUCAUCUCAAUCACGCGUGAAUGGCUUGGCGCCGGUGGGGAAACCAAUUCCAAAAAAAUGGGACGUGAAUAGUAUAGAAUGCCAUGAAAAUUCCACGAUGAAGACCGAAGCCUGGUUUCGUCGCUUGAACCCGAGGUUCCACGAAUUUGUCCUGCACAGACAUUGCAGAUACUUCCCAAUGUUGCUGAAUCACCCGGAGAAGUGUAGCGGUGACGUGGAUGUUCUGCUCGUGGUCAAAUCGGUUAUUGAAGAACAUGACCGGCGGGAAGCCGUGCGGCAGACGUGGGGAAAAGAGCAAGAAAUCCAGGGCUUGAAAAUCAAAACACUAUUUCUUUUAGGCACUCCAGCCACUGGCAAAGACACACGAAAUUUACAAGCCCUGGUCCAAUAUGAAGACCGAACCUACGGGGACAUCUUACAGUGGGACUUUUUGGACACUUUCUUCAACCUUACCUUGAAGGAGGUGAACUUUCUGAGAUGGUUCAACAUCUACUGCAGUGGAGUUCCCUUCGUCUUCAAAGGGGACGAUGACGUUUUUGUCCAUACCAAGAACUUAGUGGAACUAAUUGGCUUUCGGGUGGAGGAGAACAAAGUGGAAAACCUCAUUGUAGGAGACACGAUUUUAGGAGCCAAACCGAUCAGAAACCGCCAGAGUAAAUAUUUCAUUCCCAAAGAGUUGUAUGAUAAACGCUAUCCACCUUAUUUGGGUGGGGGAGGAUUUCUCAUGUCCUCUCAGGUGGCCCGCAGGCUCUUCGCGGUUUCUGAGAGCGUGGAGCUUUACCCCAUUGACGAUGUGUUUUUGGGCAUGUGUCUUCAGAGGCUGAAGAUCGUCCCCGAACUGCACCUGGCCUUCAGGACAUUUGGGAUCAUUAAGCGUAAAGUGACUCGUCUGAACCGGGAGCCGUGCUUCUUUCGCAACCUCAUCGUGGUCCACAAACUCUUUCCGCGGGAGCUGCUGCAAAUGUGGACGCUUGUUCAAAACGAGGACUUGAACUGCGCCAGACAAGUCGUUAUAUGAAACGAUGCGUAUCGAUAAAGACACUGGGAAGAUAUAUUUUCAAAUGAAUUGUUUUUGUAAUUUCCAUCAUCCUUUUGUUUUUUGUAAGGAAGGCUGAUUUAUCAACUGCCAUAUGAAGGCUAAUAAAUCACAAGUCUUUCAGUUAUAGUCUUAUAAUGCAGGGGACAAAUGCAUCCCAAAUCGAUCCAUUUUGUCUAUUAUAUAAGCCUGCCCGGGGCGAGCUGGUGCAAUGAUUCCUCCAGUGAGGCAUUAGGGCUAUAUUUUAAACACAUACCUUAAAGACUUGCCAAAAAAUGUGAAACCCACUGAAAAAUGAAUAAAUAAAUGGGAAAAGAUAUAUUUUGCAGAUUAAGGUGGACCUCUCUCACAACAUGCCCAAAU